AUGAAACAGUUUUUGGUGCUCCCGCUACUUUGCAAAGUUGCUUUUGGACGUGCGAAUCCUAUUGCGUUUGCUGAGGCUCUUGCUUUAGAGCAUGGCUCUGAUUAUGCAAACACCAUGGGUGAAAUUGCAAUGCUGUAUCCAACUGAUAGAGAAUGGUCGGAAGAGGCUGAAACCAUUGCUCCAUGUGGUUCCUAUGCCGCUCCUUCCAAUAGAUCGGAGUUCCCGCUGGACGACGGUUUCGUGGCUUUAGUUGCCAAGUCUCACCAGGCAUGGUCUGUCAACCUCAAAAUUUCCUACAACAACAAUCCAACGUCCAAUGAUGACUUCGACACCUGGGCUGCCCACAACCUGACCAACCAGAUCGACAUCGGACACACGUGCUUCUAUCUGCCGGACAUUCCUUCGAACAUCAAUAGCGGAGAUUAUGCUACCAUCCAGUUGGAAUACAUGGCGCUGGAAGAUGAGGCGAACGUGACUCACUACGCCUGUGCCGAUGUUGAGUUUGUUGAGAAGAGCGUCUUUGAGGUGACUGAGUUCGCUCUGAACUGCUUCAACGCUACCGACGACAACUACUACUCCAGCGAGGUCACUGUGGACACUUCUUCGUGGCUCUCGUCUGCCUCCUCAGCACACUUUGCUACAUUGUCUGAGAGCACCACCUCCAAGGCUACCACCGCCACCUCCACGUCGAGCAGCAGCAGAAGCACAACCAGCUCUGCUUCCUCCAGCUCUUCUUCUAGCUCUUCUUCCAGCUCCCAGGGCAUGGCAGGACAAGUUGCGGCCUCUGGUCCGUUCGGACUUGUUUUUGGCUCUCUCCUGUUCUUCCUUCUAUAA
Ogataea angusta is the source of this 834-nucleotide messenger RNA. RefSeq lists its product as uncharacterized. Bases 1 to 834 code for a protein of 277 amino acids. The transcript has a single exon. The record is from RefSeq and is a predicted model, not a curated record. NCBI's taxonomy places the organism in Eukaryota, Fungi, Ascomycota, Pichiomycetes, Pichiales, Pichiaceae.